AUGCCUUCAUUUCAUCUAGAAAAGGUUUCUGCCGGAAUCGUCAUCGCCUGCACCACCGCAUCCAUCUGGUCGCUCCUGAUCUCCCUGAUACGACUGUUCCUACGCCUGAAGAUCAGUGGCCCUUUAGGAUGGGAUGAUGCUACAUGUGCAGCAGCAACUUUGUUUGGAGUCGCGGAAAGCUGUACAGCACUCUUAGCGGUUCACUAUGGCCUUGGAAUUCCUCAAAACGAAAUCGGCGAAUUCGAACCAUUGUACAAGCUUGUAUGGGUGGCCGGUCAACUCUAUGCCUUGUCCGUGGGAUUCUCCGUUCUUUCAAUCACCUGCUUCAUUGCACGCUUGACCAAGACCGACCAACAUCAGAGGAUCAUACACUCAAUCAUGAUCGCAAUUGGUGUCUGGAUGGUUAUCUCGGAGUUGUUGAUCGCACUUGGAUGUCCAACACCACGACCUUGGGAUAUCUCGGAUCGAAAAUGCUUGAACAAGUGGUAUAUCUGGCUUAGCCACACAGUGAUCUGCACGAUGUUCGAGAUUCUCAACAUCAAAGUUGCACUCUUGAUCGUCUGGAAUCUACAGAUGCCGUUCCGGCCGAAAGCCGUUGUCUUCUUAUCAUUCUCCCUACGGCUACUUGUGCUACCACCCGCUCUGGUUCGGCUUCAGUUUCUCGAAGUCGCUAUUGCAAAGACAGAUGUCGGUGCCUACCGGGCAAGAGCCAAUCUCCUGUCACAAAUCGUGAUGCAUUCUAGCAUCAUAUUGGCAACUAUUCCAUGCGCCAAGCCUUUCUUCGCGUUGUUUGAUGGUGGCGUGUACAGAACUCCUCGAGAUAUGAAGCCAGAGCCAGCAACAGAACCCGAAGCGGCUGGAACGGGUAUCGAGCAGAGGCAAGAGUUUGGCUUCUACUAUGAGAGCAGCCCGUGA
Ramularia collo-cygni is the source of this 915-nucleotide messenger RNA. RefSeq lists its product as uncharacterized. The record is from RefSeq and is a predicted model, not a curated record. NCBI's taxonomy places the organism in Eukaryota, Fungi, Ascomycota, Dothideomycetes, Mycosphaerellales, Mycosphaerellaceae. The transcript has 5 exons. The coding region runs from base 1 to 915 and encodes 304 amino acids.